Messenger RNA from Beta vulgaris subsp. vulgaris (sugar beet), 2024 nucleotides. RefSeq names its product probable protein phosphatase 2C 38. Gene Ontology annotation, molecular function: cation binding; protein serine/threonine phosphatase activity. NCBI's taxonomy places the organism in Eukaryota, Viridiplantae, Streptophyta, Magnoliopsida, Caryophyllales, Amaranthaceae. Bases 483 to 1652 code for a protein of 389 amino acids. The record is from RefSeq and is a predicted model, not a curated record. The transcript is spliced from 5 exons. Gene Ontology annotation, biological process: protein dephosphorylation.
GGAAUUGGAAUGUUCCCAAUUAAAUUUUCCUAUAAUACAAGGUAUUCACAUAUUCGCAUUGACUUAAAUAUCUUUCUUCAAAAGCAAAAAAAAAAAAAAAAAAAAAAAAAACCUCUAUACAACCCCAAAGCCUUUCUCUCCCCUUUUCGUCCUGUUUCUCUCUCUAUCUCUCCCUCUCAUUAUCUGUGUUUGCUUAUUUUAUCAAAUUUUUUUUGCUUAUUUAUCAAAUCUUUUAUUGAAGAGGGGAUUUUUGGCUGAUAUUCAAGUUGGCUGAUCACACGAUAGGAUUCUGAUUUCUUAUCAACUCUUAACUUUUCUUAAGAUAUAUGGUGUUUGAAGAUCUCAAUUUGUUUUUAAGUCCUCGUGCUCGGGGUGUAAAAGUUGAAGAAACACAAGUUUUCAAUCUAGGAUUUAUAAUUGUCACUAGUUUUGGUUCUAUGCAUAGAUCAAGAGCAGGGUCAUUUGGCUGAGAUAUGUAAGGAAUGGUUACCUCGGGAUUCAUGAGGAUUGUGUACCCUUGUUGGAAGCCUUCUGUUGAGGGUGAUAAUUCUACUAAAGAUGCAAAUGGUCGGUUUGACGGACUCCUAUGGCAUAAAGAUUUUGGGAACCAUGUGAAUGGUGAAUUCUCCAUGGCUGUCGUUCAAGCCAACACUUUGCUGGAAGACCAUAGUCAACUCGAGUCUGGUCCCAUGGGCUCAUUUGAUGAUGGUCCUCACGGGACAUUUGUGGGCGUAUAUGAUGGUCAUGGAGGUCCAGAAACAGCUAGAUUUGUCUGCAAUAAUCUUUUCAAGAACAUAAAGACUAUUCUUGGUGCAGAGUUUACCUCUCAAAAUCAAGGGAUGUCUGCUGAUGUUAUUAUGAAGGCAUUUCUGGCCACAGAAGAAGAAUUUCUUUCACUAGUAAAGGAUUUAUGGCAAGAAAAACCACAAAUUGCUUCCGUAGGUACUUGUUGCUUAGUAGGUGUAAUUUGUAGUGGAUAUCUUUAUACUGCAAAUGCAGGAGAUUCCCGUGUGGUCUUAGGAAAAUUGGAUAAGUUAGAUAAAACUGUAAAAGCCAUCCAAUUAUCUUCAGAGCAUAAUGCAAGUUUUGAAUCUGUAAGAGAAGAGUUGCAGUUGAGGCACCCUGAUGAUCCGCAGAUUGUUGUUUUAAAGCACAAAGUCUGGCGCGUUAAGGGUAUUAUACAGGUUUCAAGAUCUAUUGGUGAUGCCUAUCUAAAGAAAGCCGAGUUCAAUGCAUCACCUUUGUUAGAAAAAUUUAGGUUGCGCGAGCCAUUUGAGAAGCCAAUCAUGUUAGCUGAGCCUUCAAUAUCAGUACAAAAGAUCAUUCCCGAAGACCAGUUUCUUAUCUUUGCUUCAGAUGGAUUAUGGGAGCACCUUAGCAACCAGGAAGCGGUUGACAUCGUGAACACAAAUCCCCGACAUGGAAUCGCAAAGAAGCUAGUGAAAGCAGCACUUUGUGAGGCUGCAAAGAAAAGAGAGAUGAGAUAUUCAGAUCUUAAGAAGAUUGAUCGAGGCAUUAGAAGGCAUUUCCAUGAUGAUAUUACAGUAGUGGUUUUGUUCCUAGACUCCCACUUGAUUAGUCGAAGUACCUACAGAGGACCCUUCCUUUCAAUCAAAGGAGCCGGAUAUUCGUCUUCAGGCAUCGAUUCUUGAGGUGCAUACUGUUUCGAUAUACAUCCCCCCAUCGACCUUUUUUGUCUAAUUUCCGCUUAAGGUGGUUUUAGGAGAGAAGUAACAAACCUUUUUUUUUUUGAACUUUUAUUUAUUUUAAUCAUGUAUGAAUAUGGUGUACUUGGCCUUUAAAGGUCCUUGAGAAAAUACCAGAAACGCCAUAUGAAGAUACAAACUUCGCAAGGAAAAGCCAUUGCGGUUUGCUGGGAACAACUAUUGUAUGAAAUUUUGUUUAUAGUAUUAGAGAGUAGAUACUAGAUACUAUUAGAAGACGGGUAAAAAAUUUUGGAGUAUGCUUUCACUGAGGAUAUGUAAAUUUUUGAGGCUUUUAUCUAUUUGAAAUAUUUUUGAAUC